Messenger RNA from Penaeus monodon (black tiger shrimp), 5060 nucleotides. Its product is annotated as hemicentin-1-like. The transcript is spliced from 16 exons. Bases 2471 to 4888 code for a protein of 805 amino acids. The record is from RefSeq and is a predicted model, not a curated record. Gene Ontology annotation, molecular function: protein binding. NCBI's taxonomy places the organism in Eukaryota, Metazoa, Arthropoda, Malacostraca, Decapoda, Penaeidae.
UACGCAUGGACGUGUGGCACAAGCGGCUCUUACACAGUGCCAGUGCCAGAAGCUCGCCGUGCUGGCUCGGGCUCGCCUGUGCUGCCGAGAGCUGUCAGUUCCGCUUUUCUCGAGUUGUUCUCAUGAUUUUCAUUACGAUUUACUUUUAUUACGGUUUUCGGUUUGUUCUUUAUUAGAGAAUCAGAUUCUCUUCUCUUAAUUAGUUCCUAAUUUGAUGGUACUGACGUUAUAAACGGUUGCGACGAGACUUAGAUCAAGCAAGUUCGAAAGUGAAGUAUAGAAAAAAAAAUCUAUAUAAAAAAAGAGAAAAAAUAAGAAAUAUUGUAAACAUAUAAUUGGUAGUUUCUGAUAGGACGUGGACAAGAGUUAAUUGAUUUAAUGUAGAAAACUUUUUUGAAGCUUGAAGAGGAUUAAUAAUUUCAUUUCAUUAUCCAGAAAGUUUGGAAAAUAUUCAAACACGCACUUCUUUAAACAGGAUUAGAUUACUUGCCUCAUAUUAUCCGAUAGUGAUCUUUGGAAAGAGAGAUAAAAAAAUCAAGAUACUUAAAAAAAAAUUAAAAAUAAAAAUAAAAAACUUGUGCUUGUGAAACUGGAAAAUAAGUUAUCAAAGUUAUCUACAUUAGAGGUCAAAGUUUUCCGAUUCCGAAGAGAUACAGAAGACUGACGAAGAAAGGAAGAAAGACGAGAAGAAAGAAGAAAGAAAGAAAGAAAAUAAAAACGUACGUGAAACAAAAGGACCAUUUCGUCAGCAGUCCUCUCAGAAGAUCAAGAGGGAGAAGAAAAAAAACUUCCUUUUCCCCUCUUCCUUUCUUUCACCUUAACACCGUUCUCCUGUCUCGAGUCACGUCAUCCCCCUUCGAACCUCCUUUCUUCAUAUUUCGAGAAGCUCCACAUAACUCUGAGGGAGAGAGAGAGAGAGAGAGAGAGAGAGAAAGUGAGAAUCAAAGAGAUGGGUAUUUAUCCCCGUAUCGCUGUCUUGACGUCGAAAGACCCUAAAUGACCUUGCAGCGGUAUGUGAAAAGGAUAAACAAGUACUGGAGAUCACUCCAAUCCGCCUCAACACGAUAAUGACACGGUUAGAGGAAAAUGCUUCGCUAUUUUCCUUUUUUCCUUUACUAACUCCCUGUUUUACGUGAAUAAUCAAAGGAAGUCUGCGUGAAUACCCAAUCACCCUCAGCCAUGCACCGGUGAAGAUACGAGGCGACGGAGAAAGGGCACUGACAGCAAUGGCAUCGCUAAAGAAAACUGCAGGAGAAAGUUGCAGAAGUGGGAUUCUGUGCAUUGAGGGCACUUCUAAGCCUGUUAGAUCCAUUGAUGAAAGCAGACGAUGCUGUUCGCAUUAAGCUUUUUUCGAAACACUGACAUAGAAAAAUAUCUAAAGGAAAUUUUAGGAAUGAUGCUAUGUGGAUACCUCUUUCUCUAAAGAGAGAGAAAAUAACGUGUUUGAAAAACACGUUUAACUUUUUGGAACACUUUGUAUCCGUUCAGAGAAUAUUUGCAUUGCAUUCUAGACAAAAUAACAUUAAAGAUAUAUUUUUAUAGAUGCUGAAGCUAUAAGGACUGCAUAUUGCACACAGACUCUCAGAAAUGAGAACAGUUAUUAUAAUUCGUAAGAAAUCAUAAAUAUACAUAUAUGUCUAUCUGUGAAGCUGAUGUCAGUAUGUGUGCUCAUGUCAUGAACGUCAAGCUAUAAAACCCUGUAUGUAUGAAUGUAAACUUUAGCUAAUACAAGUUUUAUAAAAUAAACUUGAUUCCUGCAAACCGACUUAUAUCUGCAACGUUGAAAAAAAAACUUAAUGUGGUUUUAGUGCUUCAGAGGAUAUGUAUGUUUAUGAACUAAUAAUUCGGUACGCCAGUAAAGUUGUCUAAGAUAAAUUCAAAGAGACAGAGACCCGAGUUGAUAGAGCGAGCGAACCUUUUCUCCUUUUCUGUUAUUACUGUAUUAUUCACAGUGUUAAUAUUCAGACAUCAAAAGGUUACAGGGGUUAAAGGUUACGUUGGUAUUUCACUAAAUGAGAGACUGGAUGUUAAAAAUAAUGAAAAUGAUUGUUUGAUAGCAGGAAAAGUUCUGAAUCCUUGCGGGCAUCUGUGAAACCUUUCCUGACUUCUGACAUAAACAAAAACAAACAAACAAAAAACAUAAUAUAUAUAUAUAUAUAUACAUAUAGAAAAAAGUUUUAAAUCAGGCAUCCGCACAGAUAUUUGUCUUCGGCGUACAUGCCUAAUUAAAGAAAGUCAAACACAACCUGCACUAUCACGAAAGACCUGUACCUACAAAGGACUUCGACCUCGAGAAAAUAGUCCUCGAGAUAUCCGCUGGUGACGAAGGAGGAACAACUGCCUCCAGUAAAUAUCUGAAGGUUCUCGCGUGUAAACAACUAGCAUCUUGUCUGCGGUAUCAAGUGUCCCUUCGCCGAACGUGGCGAGAAGCCUCCUUGCAAGUUGCUUACACCUUCCCCUCAGAAGCACGAUGACACCGCCUUGCUUGCUUGCAACGGUACUCAGCAUGUUCCUUUCCACGGCUGUCAACGUCGCUUGCCAAGAUGAGCACUUGUGGUCAGUGACAGGAGUGGCGGGGAGGAGCAGCGACCUUCCUUGUUACCUGAACCCACGAACACCGGGAGACAGACCUAAGCUCGUUCUUUGGUACAAGAGAGGAUUCCGAACACCCGUCUACAGCCACGACGGUCGGAAACCAGAGAUGAGACAAGACUUCAAGCAAGACAGACGUGUUUUAAACGUAAACAGAGGCGCCGCUACACUAACGCUAAACAAUCUAACUGUGAGUGACGCUGGCGUGUAUGAGUGUAGGGUCGACUUCUUCAAAUCCCCAACGCACACCAAUUUUGUCAACCUCACUAUUGUUGAGCCACCGAACAGCUUGGAGAUAGUGGACAGCCUCGGGGGAAGAGCCAGGAGGGGGGAGAUGGGCCCCUACCAGGAGGGGGUGUCAGUCAGUCUCACCUGCCGGGCGAGAGGAGGUUCUCCUUCACCCAACGUGACCUGGUGGAGAGACGAGAAGAUCGUGAGCGGCGAAUGGGAGUCUGCGGGUCCCGGCGUCGUCCAGAACCAGCUGGAGAUCAGGAGACUGUCACGUGACUACCACAACACCAGCCUCACCUGCAUCGCUGCCAAUACCCACCUGGCGAGUCCAGUGUCUGUGUCUGUGAUGCUUCAGAUGUUUCUGUUGCCAACCAGCGUCGUGAUCACCAACCCGGGCCCAGUUCGGGAGGGUCACCAGGUGCGUCUCGUUUGCACGUCUGAGGGUUCUCUCCCCUCGGCGUCCCUCACCUGGACGAUAAGGGGAGUCACCAAGCCAGCAGAGAAAGAGAACCUGAUUUACGGAACCGUGACAAGUUCGACCCUUGUUGCCAACGUCACUCGGCAGGAUGAGGGUAGCCUGGUCACCUGCAGUGCCGCCAACCCUUCGGUGCCAGGGAGCAAGCUUGCCAACUCAACGCAGCUCCAUGUUCACUACCCCCCGACAGUAGAAGCCUCCCUCGGGCGUUCCCUCAACCCGGAACUACUGAAGGAGGGAGAUGACGUCUACUUCACGUGCACCGUUGACGCCAACCCCCCCGCCUCCACCAUCACCUGGUAUCAUGAGGACACGGUGCAGGUGCAGAACGUGUCGAUGGGCGUGAUCCUGUCCGGGGAGUCGCUGGUGCUGCAGAAGGUGAGCCGGCAGAGGGCGGGCCAAUACAGGUGCUCCGCGACCAACCCUCUCGCCACUGUGGUCAGCCAGCCCGUCCACCUCCAGAUCAAGUACAAACCCGAGUGUCAGACUUCCCCAACAACCUACUUCAUCUACGACAAGCCUAUCAACGUGACAUGCUCGGUGACGUCAUUUCCUCCCGUGAGAGCGAUCCAAUGGCAAUGGAACAGUAGCAAUGACGUCAUCAGCACCGAGCCAAUCACCGAGGAGGAGGAGCGCGUGUCGGCCCAGCUGACAGUGGAGCCGAUAAAAAGCCGCGAGGACCGAACGCUCACGUGCUGGGCGGUGAAUGAGAUGGGGAAGCAAUCAAGGCCCUGCGGAUUCGCAGUAAAAGUCGCCCAGAUGCCGCUCCCGCUGUCGUCGUGUCGCCUGGCCAACAUCACGGCCUCGUCUCUCAGCCUCACCUGCCAGCGACCCAACGUGGCUACAGCUGGCACCACCUUGUACCGGGCCGAGGUGUACUUCGACAACCGCACCCUCUUCGCCAACGUGACCUCAAACCGUCCCAACUUCAACGUGAGUCGCCUCGACGCCGGCACGAGCUACCAGAUCAAGGUGUACGUGAGUCACGGCCCCGUCACGUCGCAGCCGGUCGUCGUCUCGGCCUACACGUCGCGCACCUCCAGGACCGCGUCAGGUUCCCGUGAGAGCAGCAGCUCCGUAGGCGAGGUAGUGGGCGGCCUGGCGGUGGCGCUCCUCCUGCUUGCGGGCGGGGUCUGGGCGAGGCAGUACUGCAGGAAGCAAAGUAGGGCGAAGAAGCACGAGCCCAGAGUACCGUCCGACGAGAGUAACCCCGAUGUUGUACCCACUACUGUCGAAGAAACCCUGGACCUCCUCGCUGCCGGAGCCGCCAAGACCGAGAUGCCGAUCCUGACGCCUGUUUACGAAGCAAUGAACGCCUCACUCCAGGAAGUUGUGCCAAAGCAAACACUGGCAUCCGCGGAGGUGUACAGCGGCAUGAGGUCACAGCACAAAGAACUGGAAGAAUACCAGGAGCUCCGAUUGCAACAUAGCGACGAAUACCCCGACGUGAGGUUGCAACACAAGGAAAGUGACGAACAGUACCACGCAGGGAGGUUGCAAGAACAGGAGAACGAGCAGCCACAGGGGGGGAAGAGCAAGCUUUAUUGCCCUGUGGAUCAACUCAUGCAAGCUGCAGAGACGGUGGUAUGAGGAGGAUCGUCAAGGACAAGAUUGCCACUCCUACAUCAACCGCCCCCAACCAUUCCAGCCCCCCCUUCCCCCCCAGUAAUCCCCCAUCCCAAAACUGAAAAUGGGUCUACCAGGUGUCUCUACUAUAUUGUAUUUGUUGGGAACCAAUAUUAAAUAUAUAUAUCUAUAUUUU